Messenger RNA from Pogonomyrmex barbatus (red harvester ant), 5866 nucleotides. It is a transcript of the gene Tps1, whose product is annotated as Trehalose-6-phosphate synthase 1. Gene Ontology annotation, biological process: trehalose biosynthetic process. Gene Ontology annotation, molecular function: alpha,alpha-trehalose-phosphate synthase (UDP-forming) activity; trehalose-phosphatase activity. The record is from RefSeq and is a predicted model, not a curated record. Gene Ontology annotation, cellular component: cytosol. NCBI's taxonomy places the organism in Eukaryota, Metazoa, Arthropoda, Insecta, Hymenoptera, Formicidae.
AAUUGUGUUUUAUCGCUCGAGCUCGCUUACAAACGCUUAAUUAUAUUUAUAUUUAAUUAUAUUUAUAUUUAUGUAUACUUAAGCAUUUGGCUCUACCGAAUUCGUCAUAUGUUAACAUACGACGUGAGGUCCGAUUUCCCGUACCUACCUCACGCAAAACUGAGUUCGCCACGCCACGGUCACGAAAUAGUGAUUUCGAAAUCUAUCUACAAGCUCGAACCGAGAACUUGAUUAAGAUUCAAUUUGGCGCGAUGCCAAACGGGCAAUCGUCCCAGAAAAUUCGAGCGAAAGACAUAAAAUAAGAUAUCGUGCUCACGAGUCGACCUGCGUAAUCUUCAAGCACGCGUUUGCUUCGUCGAUGUCAGUGUCACGUCGUUCCGGUGUCAUUGCAAACGUAUCCGCGAAAACGAGCCGUAAAAAAAAAUUGCCGACAAUAUAUAUUCGCAAGUGGAUGGGAUUCGCACGUAUAUUUGCGCGAAUUAAUUCCGUUCGCGCGCUCCCGUAAAUCGCGACCUUGGCCUUUCUUCCUCGAUAAUAUCUCGAAUCUUCUUUUACUUUCCGAGAGAACCGGGUAGCUUCACCUCCAACGGGAGCAUGAUCGUCGUGAGCAACAGGUUGCCGUUUGUGCUAAAGAGGAACGAGAUAACCGGUCAGCUGGAACGCAAAGCCAGUGCCGGUGGUCUGGUAACCGCGGUAGCACCGGUUGUCAUCAGCGGAAAUGGAGUCUGGGUAGGAUGGCCGGGCAUGCACAUGGAUAACCCAAACGAGCCGAUUCCCGAAUCGGACCCCAAUGAUCGCACCCCCACAGCCGGUCUGCUAUCACGGAAGGUUGUCGCGGUACACGUUGAUCCCAAUAUCUUUGACUCAUACUACAAUGGAUGCUGCAAUGGAACCUUCUGGCCUCUCUUCCACUCUAUGCCGGAUCGAGCGACUUUCAUCGCUGAACAUUGGCGCGCGUAUUCUGCGGUCAAUGAACAGUUUGCUGCGAAAACGGUCGGUGCCUUGGAACAAAUUCACAAAGAACAAGAAAAUCAACAUAACGGCACGCCAUUGGUAUGGGUUCAUGACUAUCAUCUGAUGUUAGCCGCCAAUUGGAUAAGACAGGCGGCUGAAGAAAAGAAUCUCAGGCUUAAAUUAGGUUUCUUCCUUCACAUACCCUUUCCGCCAUGGGAUAUCUUCAGGCUAUUUCCAUGGGCCGACGAGAUUCUGCAGGGUAUGCUGGGAUGCGAUAUGGUGGGUUUCCAUAUUCAAGAUUAUUGCUUGAAUUUUGUCGAUUGCUGUCAGAGAUGUCUCGGCUGCAGGGUGGACCGUAAGAACUUGUUAGUCGAACACGGCGGUAGAACCGUGCGGGUAAGACCAUUGCCGAUCGGUAUACCAUUCGACAGGUUUGUCUCAUUAGCGGAGACCGCCAACAAGGUCAUGCAGUCAAAUCAGAAGAUCGUCCUCGGCGUCGACCGACUUGAUUACACAAAGGGCCUUGUUAACAGACUGAAAGCCUUCGAGAUGCUGCUAGAGAAACAUCCCGAGCAUCGCGAACAGGUGACGAUGCUUCAAAUCGCAGUGCCUUCACGCACUGACGUUCGCGAGUAUCAGGAUCUGAAGCUCGAGAUGGAUCAACUGAUCGGCUGCAUAAACGGUCGCUUCACGACACCCAACUGGUCGCCCAUACGUUACAUUUACGGGUGCGUAAGCCAGGACGAGCUAGCAGCGUUUUACAGAGAUGCCGCCGUCGCCCUCGUCACGCCGCUGCGGGACGGUAUGAAUCUAGUUGCUAAGGAAUUCGUUGCCUGCCAAAUCAAUACGCCGCCGGGAGUGUUGAUAGUGUCGCCGUUCGCCGGGGCCGGUGAAAUGAUGCACGAAGCCUUGAUUUGCAAUCCCUAUGAGAUUGACGAAGCCGCGGAGGUGAUUCACAGAGCGCUUACCAUGCCCGAAGACGAACGUACGUUAAGAAUGAAUCACUUACGUCGGCGUGAAAGGAUUUACGAUGUUAACUAUUGGAUGAAGUCUUUCCUUCAGGUGAUGGGAUCGCUCGAGGAGCACGAUUCCGUGGGUGCUACCACGAUGCAGCCCGUGACCAUGGAUGAUUUCGAUGAUUAUUUGAGCAAGUCCCCUAGGUACAUCGGUGAUAAUCAUAAAUUGGCACUUCUAUUGGAUUACGAUGGUACACUAGCGCCCAUCGCUACGCAUCCUGACCUGGCGAUUCUGCCGCUCGAGACGAAGAAUGUCCUGCAAAGGUUGUCGAAUAUGUCGGACGUUUAUAUUGCGAUUAUAUCGGGCAGAAAUGUGAACAACGUGAAAUCAAUGGUCGGGAUAGAGGGUAUCACGUAUGCCGGGAAUCACGGAUUGGAGAUUUUACAUCCGGACGGUAGUAAGUUUGUGCAUCCCAUGCCUGCCGAAUUAGAGGAUAAGGUAGCAAGUUUGAUGCAGAUACUUCAAGAGCAGCUGUGCAGGGACGGCGCUUGGGUCGAAAAUAAAGGUGCACUCCUCACCUUCCACUAUCGUGAAACUCCGAUGGAGAGUCGCCCAAGGAUGGUCGAUCAGGCCAAAAGACUUAUCGAGAACGCGGGAUUCAAAGCUUGCACCGCGCAUUGCGCCAUCGAGGCAAAACCGCCGGUCGAGUGGAAUAAGGGCCGUGCUUCUAUCUAUAUUCUGCGCACGGCAUUUGGUCUAGAUUGGAGUGAGCGUAUCAGAAUUAUAUACGCUGGCGACGAUGUCACAGAUGAGGACGCGAUGAAGGCGUUGAAAGGUAUGGCUGCUACUUUCCGCGUGGCGUCCUCGCAUAUCAUUCGCACGUCCGCGGAAAGACGUUUACCCAGCACGGAUUCGGUUCUGACGAUGUUGAAAUGGGUCGAGAGGCAUCUCAGUAGGCGUAAGCCUCGCAACAGCAUCGACAUCCCCGGCAUUCCAUCACGAUUUCGACGCAGCAGCGGCGGCAUCACGAUGGAGAUGUCUUAUACUCCGCCAAAAACGCCUCUCGAAUCCUAGGUGAUGCUCAAAUAUCCCUCGUUAGUAAUAUCAGGUAUAUAUCCGGCGAUAUAUAUCUAGUAUAGGAUUAUAAGGUACUCGUAAGAGCGUAAAGUCAGCCGACACAAAUGGAGGAGCAAGAGGUAUCGAAGGAAUCACCGCGAACAGUUAUCUGCGAUAAAAGGAUUGGAAAAACAAGUUAACGAGGCUCACGCCUAAAUCAUACGUCGAAUAUAGCCAUUAAAGAGACUGUCUAUUAGAACGACGAAAGAAACGGUACGGUUCUUUUUGACCGACAAGUAUAAUAAAUGAUAUUAUACUAUCAAUAGAGUUACCAAUAGAAUUCAAGUAAGAAGAAUCAAAUCGUUCUGCUGACUCUAGCUUUUAAUGUCGAUCGAUGUAUUUUCCGAUACCAGUUAGACUUUAGUCCGAGAAAAGAAAUAUCGAGCUUGUACGAAGUACACCGCGAUAUCGCGAUCAAUGUUUUCUGUGUGACUGAAGCUUCUAUUGUAUCUCUGUAACAGAAAGAUGUAUAUAUCAUAUAUCUAUUUUUUGGACGUAUCUAUUCUUACCGAAUUUACAAUUGAAUCAUGUGGAAUGCGAUGUACUUCUCCACAGAGAUAUAGCAUUUAAAUCGCAUCGCUCAGUAAAACAACAAACAUUCAGAAAGUAACAACUAAUUCUACAUUUUUAGUUGUGUUUUUUCCUCGUUAACGAUUUUUAUCGAUAGUGUAGUUGUGACAAAAUGAAAAAACAUAUCGUCUUGGGUCGUCAACAUCUACGAAGUAUGUGUUUUUUUUUAAAUGUUUAAUUUAUUUGUUUUUUCUUCCUCUUUCUCCUCCUUAUUUUUUUAAGAAGGAUCAACUGCAUUACGAAUAUUAAAAAUGUUAAAUCCUUAGACUUCGGAUAAGUGUGACAUUAAGAAUUUUAAUUCUUUUAUUAGACACUGUUUUUCUUUGAGAAGAAAAAACGUAUUACAAGAUACGUUUAAAUCAUUCAUUGGUAUUAAAACCUGUCUAACGGAGCAAUCGGAAUAAUUUUUCGAGUCUAAGAAUAGAAAUUUAAUUCAUAAUAUUAAAAAAUUUCUUUUCAUUCAGUUAUGCUCAUUUAAUACUGCUCUGCAAUCGAGUUAUCAAGAGAUGCAAUUUAUAUGCAAUUUAUUUAAUGCAAUGCCAAUUUAUAUUUUGUAUUGCGUAAUUUACGAUAAAAAAAUGAUAUCAAUAUAACGAUAAGGAAUUCUAAAAGUAAUACACUUUCAGUAAUGAAAAUUGUGCGCUCUACACAAAUCUUUUAGCAAAUGUGUAAAAAAACUGUAGAAACGAAUGAUCAUUUUGUGCGAGAGAGAGCGAAAAAAGCAAAGUCUAAGUAAAGUAGUUCCAACGUAGGUUUUACACUUUUUCUAAGGAUAAAUAUGCAACAUGUAAAGGAAAAAGAAACGAGAGAAAGUUAAUGGCAUUUAUACUGAUAUAGCUGUUCUUGGUUAUGUGUAUGUCGAUUCGCGAUAAUGCGUAAGAAACAGCUAUAUUAGGAUCUAUGCUUUUUACGGAUAAUGUUUAAAGAUAUCUGUCGUUGUUGCGUGUUACUCCGUGCCGCCGGAUAAUACUGACUAUAAACUGGUACAAACUGGCAGAGUAUAUCCGUCUCUUGUCACAUGAGCUUAUUUCGAGCAGAAGAGAUUUUCUGAAAGUAAUGCAUAACUCGCUAGCGUUGUUUAUUUUUAUUGCGUUUGCAACGUAAUUUGAUAAUUGAAAGAGGUCACUUAUUGAAGAGUAAGUCUUUGAAAACGUGACGAAUUUAGCGAUUUAAAAUGAAUUACAGAAAUAGAAUUUGCUUUAUGAUGAAUACUAUAUGGAAUUGUACAAAUAAUAUAUUAUUAUUUAUUAAAAAUUUCCUCGGGCGAGAAAAAUUAUUUCGGAUUAAUUUUUAUUCUCGUCGCGCAGCUUUGUUUCUAAAAACAGGCUUUUUUUUAGAUUUGUUCUUUUAAAUUAAUCAAUCUCGCGUUUUUAUUUUAUAAUUACAUAAUUUUUAUAUAUAUUUCCAUCUAUUUACUUGUUCAUUGCACUCAGCGUCUGGCGAUACUUUGCAUUUGUUACCUGCAAUGUAAUUCGAAAACAAAUGUUUACAAGUUAAAUUAAUUCGUUUAUUCAUCAAUAAGUUAAUGAUGUAAUUAUCGCUGCUAGUCGCACAUAGAGCAAAAGAAUUUAGUGAUCGAAAGGCCAGCGUUGCGUAAUAUCUAAUAAGAGUGAUUAGCAAUUAAAUGUAUAUCAACUAUUAGUAUCUCGACGGCUUCGCGCGUUGUGUGAGCGCAGAUCAGAGUCAAUAAUCUUGUAUUUUCACCACCGUAUUUAUUAGUCAAUUAUAACAAUCGCCAGUUAAUAGAUAAUAAACGAGACGGCUGACGAUUAGAUAAAUGAGAGAGAAAAGGAUGAAAGAAAAACUGUAAUAGCAAUCAGUAAGAAACGCAAUCAGUAAAACGAAAUAUAAAUUAUUGCCAUAGCGAGCCGUACAUGUCGAAAUACAUAUAUCCCAUAACGCGUCAUCUUUGUUGAAAGUAUACAAAGAAAAGAAAAAAUAUGUUUGUAUAUAUAUAACGAGAUAUAAAUGUGUAAAUAUACACGUGUAUGGAGUCUUACCAUGUGCCCUUAAAAUAAAAAUCUCUACCCUUCCUGACUCCUGACUCCUUAUAAAAAAAAAUAGAAAAAGAUGAAACACAAAAAUAUUCUAUGUUUUAUAUGAGUACUUAGAGAGUUUUUACCUCGUUAUAUACGUUUACCAUUAUAAGUAUGUAGAAAACAAAUCGCGCGAGAUAGUGCGUGAAUGAACGAUUAAAACUGGUUUGCUCCUGUCAUCGUCGAACCGACUACAAAACACACAUUGCUGAAAUAAACAUCGUUUAUAAGUC